Molecule: messenger RNA, 1132 nt
Organism: Durio zibethinus
Lineage: Eukaryota; Viridiplantae; Streptophyta; Magnoliopsida; Malvales; Malvaceae
Product: zinc finger protein CONSTANS-LIKE 8-like
Biological process (GO): regulation of DNA-templated transcription
Cellular component (GO): nucleus
Molecular function (GO): protein binding
Source: RefSeq, a predicted model, not a curated record
UUAUAAGAGAGGCAAAAGCGAGCUAGAUAUUAGAUAAGAUGGGGUACAAUUCAUUCUUAAGGAGCCCAAAGAAGGAAGAACAACAAGUUCCAGAUGCCACAGUCAAUGAAUUCAACGACACCAAAGAAAGCUACGGACAUGGAGAGAUUGAUAUUAUGGAUGAACUAGAAGGUAUUUUGGGUAUUGAAAAUGAAGAAAAAUUAGCAGGAAAUAAUAUAAAUGGUCGACUCAGUUGGGACUUCAUGGACUGGGAAGGCGGAGAAGAAGAAGAUGAAGAGGACGAAAGAGACAAGAAAGUUUAUACAGGCAAAUUCUUCUUCAAAGAAGAAAGUGAAUAUGGCAAAGUUGUAAAGAAAGAAAAUCUUGGUUUCUGGGAAGAUGAUGAGAAGAGGGUUUCUUUGAACUUGAAUUUGAAUUAUCAAGAUGUCUUGGAAGCAUGGUCGGAUCGUGGGCCUCCUUGGGCUGAUGAUUAUUCGAUUUCAAUGGCGAGCAAUGGCUACUAUAUGGGAGAGGUGCCUGUGAUGGAAGAAGAAAGAACAAGAAGGGAAGCAAGUGUUCUCAGAUACAAAGAGAAGCGUCAAACUAGAUUGUUCUCCAAGAAGAUAAGGUAUCAAGUCCGCAAACUCAAUGCAGAUAAAAGACCAAGGCUCAAGGGCAGGUUUGUGAAGAGAGUUUCCUAGGAAGAUCAUAACCCAGAACGAUCUUUCAAAUAUCUCAUAAAAUAUCUUUUACUCCGUCAACUUUUUCAUGCAUUAUAUAUGCUUUACCGUCAUGUUUGUCUCAAUGAAAAAUAUCUUUUCCAACUCUCGCCCACAUAUAUAUGUGAAAUAUCUUUUCAUCCCAAACUUUCUGCACUUCCGAAUGGAGCUUUCUAUCGUGGACCUAACCUCUAUAAUGCAGAUAAUUGACCAGACUAUUCAUGCCCAAGAUUGGUCUAUUUCUGGCACUUGUGAUGGACUGCAUCAACGACAAUUCACCAAGGCCUGGCAAUGUUUUUUAUUGUAUAUAUUAUUUUAUAUAUAAAUCAAAACGUCAAAUGUCAGUGAAUUAUUUGGCAGGGAAAUGCAUCAAAUAUUGUGGGAACUGGGGACUAAACUACUGAACCGUACAGUGGUCCUUUUGUAUGUUCAUG